CUCAUCCAUCUGUCUCUGUUAGUGUGCGGAACCCCUCCUCUCAACACUAGGAUAGUGGGGGGUCAGGAUGCUCCUGCUGGGAGUUGGCCAUGGCAGGCCAGUCUGCACAGAUUUGGCAGCCAUUUUUGUGGGGGAUCCCUCAUCAAUAAAGAGUGGGUGCUGACUGCUGCUCACUGCUUCUCCAGGUGAGGAAUUGCAGGAUUGAUAGAAUCUUAACAUUUAACUCUUACACCAAACCUAAUCAUAACUCAAUUGAGCCUCCUUUUACAGUAAUACCGUUAUCUUUUUUAUAUAUAUAUAUUUUCUCAGCACCAGUACAUCAAAUUUGGUGGUCUACAUUAGUCGUCAGAGCCAGAAGUCUCUAACCCCAACGAGGUGAACCAGGCGGUCACUCAGAUCAUGUCCCACCCCAACUACACCAGUAGUACCAGUGACAACGACAUGUGUCUUCUCAAGCUCUCCUCCCCUGUGACUUUUACCAACUACAUCCGGCCAGUCUGCCUAGCUGCACCAGGCAGCUCCUUUCAUACUGGCACUACUAGCUGGGUCACCGGCUGGGGAACCAUCCGCAGUGGAGGUGAGAUUAAAUCUAAUGCAUGGGCAAUAGUCAAUAUGUUAAAUUUAUCCGUAAUAUAAUAGUAGUGAUCAAUUGUGACAAAAUACAUUUUCCUCAAAUAAACCUUCAAAAUUAAUAGAUCAAGUAAUACAUUUCAAAUCAUGUAGUACCAACUUUACUUGUCUGAGUGUGUCUCCCACCUCCUCAGUGUCCCUGCCCUCACCAAAGACCCUACAGGAGGUGGAUGUACCAGUAGUGGGAAACAGGCAGUGUAAC
Molecule: messenger RNA, 832 nt
Organism: Coregonus sp. 'balchen'
Lineage: Eukaryota; Metazoa; Chordata; Actinopteri; Salmoniformes; Salmonidae
Source: the annotation of a GenBank genome assembly